Dromiciops gliroides (monito del monte) is the source of this 3032-nucleotide messenger RNA. RefSeq names its product nuclear envelope integral membrane protein 2 (gene NEMP2). The record is from RefSeq and is a predicted model, not a curated record. Bases 367 to 1581 code for a protein of 404 amino acids. Gene Ontology annotation, cellular component: nuclear envelope. The transcript has 9 exons. Lineage: Eukaryota; Metazoa; Chordata; Mammalia; Microbiotheria; Microbiotheriidae.
GGAAGCUUUUCUAGAGAUCCAACUAAGCAAACCAUUCCAAGUAUAUGUAAGUAUUCAACUGGAAAGAGAAUAAACAUGAAAAAUUGAAAAGAUCUGUAAAGAUUUUUAUAAGAAACAUUUUUCUCAUCGAUGACAAUGGAACACCAUGGUUGGACUCUGAAAUCCUCACUGUGCUGCAUGAGGAAGUAGAAAAGGCACUUUAGAAAACAAAAAUAAAAAGAGCCAGUGUACUAGAAAAAAAAAUAAAUACAAAGGAUGUCUGGGCUAAAGGAGACACAUGUUUAAGAGCAAGGAAAGAAUUCUUCUCCAAGUAUCUGAAAUGGGAAGAUAUUAAAGGUGACAGCACCAUGUAGAGUUCUGAAGGAAAUGGAUAUAAUUAAGAGUUCUGAAUCAGUCUGUUACUGCUACAACCGACUUGCCCAAAUGGAAUGGAAAUACAUUUGGUCAACUAUCCAGGUGAAAAUUACCAGCUCAGACAUGCUCAGCAUUGUAUUUAUCAUGGAAGAACACGAUUGUCAGUAUCCAGAAACUAUCCUUGCUUUUAUCAAGUGCACGAUUCAUGCCUUUUGGAAACCAAAGGAGUCUAAUGAUAUAACUAUUAAUAUUAAUCCAUAUGAGAAGUCUGUGUGUUUCUAUGUGAAGUCUGCCAAAAGAUUUGCUUAUACAUUGAGGGUGAAUCGAAAUGUUGUGGAUACAAAACUCUUCCUUGUGUUCAUGACAGGGAUAUUCCUGUUCUUUAAAGCAAAGACCCUGAGUAGGAGCACUACUUUCUAUUAUUCUGCUGGAACUGUGCUGGGCAUCCUUAUGACCUUAGUCUUUUUCCUGCUGUUCAUGAGAAGAUACAUUCCCAAGUAUAGCACCUUUGGGGCCCUCAUGGUUGGUUGUUGGUUUGCUUCGUUUUACCUCGUAUGCCAGUUAAUGGAAGAACUAAGGUGGCUCUGGUAUGAAAACAAAACGUAUAUAUUAGGCUACAUCCUGACCAUGGGAUCCAUCAGCUUUGCUGCUUGUUAUAGACAUGGACCACUCGUCAAAGAAAGGAGCAUAAAUCUCUUGAUGUGGACAUUACAGCUUUUAUCCUUGGUCAUAAUUUACUUUGGUGUCACCACAACCCAGGUUGCCUAUGCAGUGAUAGUUCUCCUGAUUUCUUCUCAGGGUCUACAUUAUCCAUUCAGAGCUUUCUGCUGUGUGGGCAGAAAAAUCAAGGAAUAUUAUAAAUCAAAAAGGCUGGUGAUUAAGCAUAUUACGGAAGAAGAAUAUAGGGAGCAAGCUGAAAUGGAGACAGCCAAAGCAUUGCAGAGGUUGCGGGAGUUUUGCCACAGCACAGACUUCCCAUCGUGGUUAACUAUAUCCAGACUCCAAUCCCCAAAAAAGUUUGCAGAGUUUGUUUUGGGAGCAAGUCACCUGUCACCUGAAGAAAUCAGAGCUCAUGAAGAGCAGUAUGGUAUUGGAGGAUGGUUCUUGGAAGAACAGCUCUUUAACUCAGGAGGGGCCCAUGAGUCCAAUCAACAAGGUGAUUACUCUCAGGAAGAGGAAGUAGUUGAAAUUCAGGGUGUGUCUGAAAGGGAAGAGGAAGUAUUAUAGGGAAACCGAGGCCUCAGCAAUUUCCCUGGAAUACCUAAGAGUCCCAAGGGAAAGGGAAAUUAAACAUUGUAAAUAUCUUUUGUGCCUGGAAGUCAUCCCUGCUGGCAAGUUUUGCUACUCCUUGUACUGUAGGUGGCAACCAAGAUUCUUUGAAAGAUUCCUUCUGAGUUUCCUAGAAGGGAAACUCUCCCUGGGAACAAUGGGAGGCUUUCUUUCUGUUCCUCAGGAGGUCAGCCAGUAUGAAGAGGUGCCUUAUCAUUGUUGCAUUAAGUCUUCCUCUUGAUCCUCAAAGUGAGAGAGGCCGUUGUUGUCUUCUAGCAUAUUUUGGCUCUCAACUAGAGGAAGAGACCAUUGAUAAUGUGACAGAUAAGCUUCAUAUGCCAUUCCUUAUUUGAUUUUUUUGGUUUGUUUUAGGUGUGUUGGAUAAACAUUGAUAACUUUGAAAAAGGGAAACCCAUUUUUCUAUAUUUUUUCAGGUUUUGAUAAUUUCACGAAUGUAAUUUCAUGACAUCAGGGUUACUUUUCAUAUUUAACUUGAAUGGUAAUGUUCAAAUAAUGUUUGAGCAUGUUUAUCUUCUAAUAUUUAAAUCAUUUGUUAGGGGGGCUUGGGGUUUUGUUUUGUUUUGUUUUUGAGGAAGUGGCAGAUUGGAAUGAGAGCUAGCCUUGAAAGCAAGAAGAUCUGGGGUCAAGUCCCACCUUUUACACAUGCUAGUUGUGUGACUUAACGUCUCAGGGCCCCAGGCAGCUUCCUAAGACAAAAGGUGCCCAUCUGCCUUGAUAGAGGCAGUUUUCUCACAUGGAAAUUCCCUGUACCAAUGAAAUCACAGAUCUGUCUGGUCUUUACCUCAUCCAGUUUUUGUAGCAACACCUCAUGGAUCCGUGGGAAAAGAUCUUUUUUUUUUUUUUUGAUCAUAUGAUAUUCAGCCAGAGAGAAGGGGAAAUAAAUGACAGUAUUUUUCUAGUGAAGGGGUAGAAGCCUGGAACUGAGAAAAUUGUCCACAGGCUAAUGGUCCAAUAGCAUUUAUUUGUUAUAGCAUUAAUUCCCUUUUAGUAUUUGUCCUAGACUUUUUCUGUUCUAAAAUUCACAAACACUUUCUUAAGCAUUCUUAAGGAAUCACCUUCUCUGGAAGGAAGAACAAAAGGGAGGAGUGGAGUGGGGAAAAUUAAAGCUGUGUUGCAUCACUGAGCCAAGUCAGGGUAGAGUUUUGCUCUUGGGGGGUAAUGAUGUAGGACCCAGAAGUGGGGACUAGUGCAGGAAUGAAUUUUUAAAUGGUAUUUCUUCAGCAAAAUCGAAUAGUUCUUUCUAUAAAAUCUUUGGGGGUCUUUUUGGAUGAUUUAAUAUUUUAUUUUUUCCCCAAUGAUAUGUGAAAAUAAUUUUUAACUUUUGUUUUGUAAAAUUUUGAGCUCCAAAUUCUCUCCCUUACUCUUUCCCCUCCCCUCUCAUUUAGAAG